Messenger RNA from Betta splendens (Siamese fighting fish), 848 nucleotides. Its product is annotated as glutathione S-transferase A-like. Gene Ontology annotation, cellular component: cytoplasm. Gene Ontology annotation, molecular function: glutathione binding; glutathione transferase activity. The transcript is spliced from 6 exons. Bases 40 to 717 code for a protein of 225 amino acids. Lineage: Eukaryota; Metazoa; Chordata; Actinopteri; Anabantiformes; Osphronemidae. The record is from RefSeq and is a predicted model, not a curated record.
CUCCUCUACGGCUCGCUGCAGCUGCUCCCGUCUCAAGCCAUGGCCAAGGAUAUGACUCUGCUGUGGGGCUCCGGCUCGCCCCCCUGCUGGAAGAUACAGAUCGCUCUGGAGGAGAAGGACCUGCAGGGCUACAACAGCGUGAUGCUCUCCUUCCAGAAGAUGGAGCACAAAUCGCAGCAGGUCCUGGACAUGAACCCCAGGGGUCAGCUGCCUUCAUUUAAACACGGGGACCGUAUCAUCAACGAGUCCAUCGGCGCCUGCUGCUACUUGGAGAACGAGUUCAAGUCCCAGGGAACCAAGCUGCUCCCAGACUGCGGUGCAGCACAGGCGCGGCUGUACCAGCGCAUGUUCGAAGGCCAAACAAUGCUGCAGAAGCUGGCUGACGUUCUCUACUACACCUGGAAGGUCCCAGAGGGCGAGAGACACGACUCUGCUGUGAAGAGGAACAGAGAGGCCCUGACGGCUGAGCUCCAGCUGUGGGAGGGGUACCUGCAGAAGGGACCGGGCCCGUUCCUAGCGGGAAAGGACUUCACGCUGGCCGACGUGACUGUUUUUCCAAACGUCGCUUACCUUUUUCACAAUGGGUUAUGUGAGAAGCGCUACCCUAACCUAGCAGCGUACUACAACUCCCUGAAGAACAGACCCAGCAUCAAAACCACCUGGCCUCCAACCUGGCUGGAGAACCCCCAGGGACAAGACGUGCUGAAAGGCAUCUGAGAGUCAAACACUCUUUAACUGUUGCUUUUAAUGUGAAACUACUCCUUUAUUUGACUUAAAUGUAAGAAAUGCGCAUUGGCUCUUGUUUGGUUUGAUGACUUGCGAUGUUCAAUAAAAAAGAUUUCUUUCCA